GAUUCCUUAGAUUACAAGAAUACUAAAAAACCAACUUUUCCAAAGAAGAAUGGUAAUGUGCACAAGAGCUCACGUACAGCAGUUCCUCUCAGAGUUGCCAGAGAAAAGUGCAAAAAUAUAACUGCCCAAAAAUCAAGUAGCAAUGUUAUUUUAUUACGAGAACGGAUUAUAUCCUUGCAACAACAAAACAAUGCACUUCAGAAUGCCAAAAAAACGGCAGAAUUGUCUGUUAAAGAAUAUAAAGAAGUCAAUGAAAAGCUCCUCCAUCAACAGCAAAUAUCUGAGCAACGCUUUCAGACAAGCAGACAGACAAUAAAGAAAUUAAAUUUGGAUUUGGCUGGUCUUCGAAAAGAAAAAGAAGAUUUACUGAAGAAAUUGGCAUCCUCAUCUGAACUCACAAGUUUGGCAGAAGAAGUUUCCGGGGUAACUGCUCCACAGAUAAGAGUUACAUCAGUGGGUCCUUCAAGAAGCAUGGAUUUAGAAAUGAAGCAAUUGCAGUGUAAACUAAAGAAUGCAACUAAUGAACUCACUAAGCAGGCAUCAAAUAUGAAGUCUCUGAAAUUUGAACUCCUAGCAAAAGAAGAACACAUAAAGGAAAUUCAUGAAAAGAUGUCUCGAAUGGAGAGGGAUAUAGCCAUGAAAAGACAUUUGAUAGAGGAUUUGAAAUUUCGACAGAAAGUAAAUUCAGAAAGUAGUGAGAGUUUUAGUGAAAUAUUAGAAAAUCUUGAAAAAAAGGUAAAGACAUUAACUGAAGAAUGUUCCAAUAAGAAGGUAUCAAUUGAUUCACUAAAGCAAAGACUUAAUGUUGCUGUAAAAGAGAAAUCACAGUAUGAACAGAUGUAUCAGAAAACUAAAGAGGAGUUAGAUAAAAAGGAUCUCAAGCUUACUCUCCUACUAUCAAAAAUAAAUGAGACUGAAUCUGCAAUGUCAGAAAUCGAGAUAGCAGCAUCUAAACAGCUUCAAGAAUUAGCACUGCAAAGUGAGCAGGUCCUAGAAGGUGCACAGAAGAAAUUGCUGUUAGCUAAUGAGAAAGUGGAAGAAUUCAUCAUAUUUGUGAAGGCUUUGGUCAAAGAGUUACAAAAUGAUGUCCAUGUGAUAAGACGAAAAAUCAGAGAACUUAAGAAAAUGCAGACAAACAGGGCUGCUUGUAAAACCUCAACUCAUAAAGCCCAGACCUUGGCAGCUUCUAUCCUGAACAUUUCACGGUCAGACCUUGAGGAGAUACUGGACACAGAAGAUGAAGUAGAAAUUGAAAAGACAAAGCUAGAUGCUGAAAAUGACAAGGAAUGGCUGUUGUACAUUCAGAAACUUCUUGAAGGACAGCUUCCUUUUGCCUCAUAUUUAUUAGAAGCAAUACUGGAGAAAAUAAAUGAAAACAAGAAACUAGUCGAAGGAUAUUUUGCAAUUAUGAAAGAUAGUAGAUGA
Castor canadensis (American beaver) is the source of this 1425-nucleotide messenger RNA. Lineage: Eukaryota; Metazoa; Chordata; Mammalia; Rodentia; Castoridae. The record is from RefSeq and is a predicted model, not a curated record.